AUGCUGACUCGAUUGGUAUCUGCUACAUUCCAACGAAAAGUACAUGAUAAUUUGGCUGGUGAUCUAUUUGCUUCAUGUUUCCAACGCAGCCAUCUUUUACUAAAUACUUUAUAUACUGCUACCAGUUUGAUCCUUGUUUGGCUUUACUUUGGGUUAAUUUUGAAGACAACCUUAUCUAGCAAUCAUCCAAGGCAACAACGUCAUGGCGCUCAACAAAUUAAUCUUGAGCGACUAUUUCUAUCCAUUUAUGCUAUUGUACUAGGUUUAUCUUAUUCUAUGUAUCGCAUCUUCCGACAAGUGUGGGUGAUUGAUUUGCAAGUGAUCGAGCAAGAUCCAUGGUAUCUUAUCAAGAUAUAUGCAAAAUCUCUCAACUUGUUCUCCUUUCUCUGGGCCUCUGGCACUUUUAUCUCUACAUACUUUUUUUACUUGAUUUCAUCCGGUUUCUUUUAUCGUCUGACUGCUGUUGGAUUUAGACUAUAUACAACUGUUUUGGAUACCCCAGUUAUUGGUUUUCGAUGGUGGGACGUUUGUUUAUUUUUCAAGAUGGUAAUGGUUGGUUGGAUAAUGAUCAAGGCGUGGACUUUUGUUGAUUUAUCUGUAGACGCUUAUUUCAACAGAGUGGAAGAUUGUUUGUCAUCUUAUAGUAAUCCUUUCGAAAUUUUGAUUGAUGGUUUACGAUUUCAAAAGGAUGAUCGAAUUAGAGGGUUGGCUUUUAGGGAAUUGGUUCGACUAUCCUCUGUAGAUGACGAAAAACGAAAAAUUCUAUACAACGAUCUAGGUGAUAAGGAUGUAUCUUCAAUGUGGUAUCGUAUCAAAACUGAAUGUUUGAUUGUCAUCGAUGAAUUGAUAAACAGGAUCAAGGAUGAAUACAAGACCGAUAAAAAGAAAGAUGAGCUCAAAGACAAAGAAACAAAGAUAUCGAAAUCAUUUCAACAAAAGAAGAAAGUUAUCAAGCUUGUGGAUAAUAAUGUUUAUGCUGGACGACAAAAGAAUAUAACGGAACUAGACGAUCGUACCAACAAUGUUUUGAUAAAAAUGACAACACGUAUCUCGGAUGCUAUUCCCUCUCCUGAUAUCCAUAUUGGCAAAUUGACAAAGACUGUAAUCGAUAAAUAUGCACCAAAGCGAUUAUUUGGAAUAACUAGGACAAAUGGUUGGCUUGCUGGCAAUAUUGUACGAUUAACUCAACAAAAUAGAAAGAUGUAUUCAGUUUUUGGUAAUGUCGUUCUCCCCAUAGCAUCAAUUGAAGCAUUAUCAAAUAUUUUGUCUUUUUCAUUAAAGGAAGAUGAUCUUGGUCAAGUCCAAUACGAUUUAUCUCUGAUUAUCAACACAUUACUUGAAUGUUCAUCGACAGUAGAUAAUUAUAUCAAUUCUCCUCCACCUCAAUAUAAUCCACCCUUCAGUUCUUCUGAUCUUCCUUUAUUGGCUCCCUAUCAACUCAUGCUAGCUGUAGACAGUGCCAUUCUUCAUAUUACAUCAACAUUCAAAGAUCAUAUACAGGAUAUCAAAGUGAAUGAACAAUACAUAUCCAUAUGGGAGCGUUUGGUUGGACAGUAG
Molecule: messenger RNA, 1557 nt
Organism: Halteromyces radiatus
Lineage: Eukaryota; Fungi; Mucoromycota; Mucoromycetes; Mucorales; Cunninghamellaceae
Product: nucleoporin protein Ndc1-Nup
Exons: 10
Coding region: 1-1557 (518 amino acids)
Biological process (GO): nuclear pore organization; spindle pole body localization
Cellular component (GO): nuclear pore transmembrane ring; spindle pole body
Molecular function (GO): protein-macromolecule adaptor activity
Source: RefSeq, a predicted model, not a curated record